This is a messenger RNA of Aspergillus clavatus NRRL 1, 2964 nucleotides long. RefSeq names its product putative ARID/BRIGHT domain protein (SWI1). Gene Ontology annotation, molecular function: transcription cis-regulatory region binding. The transcript has a single exon. Gene Ontology annotation, biological process: regulation of transcription by RNA polymerase II. Bases 1 to 2964 code for a protein of 987 amino acids. The record is from RefSeq and is a predicted model, not a curated record. NCBI's taxonomy places the organism in Eukaryota, Fungi, Ascomycota, Eurotiomycetes, Eurotiales, Aspergillaceae. Gene Ontology annotation, cellular component: SWI/SNF complex; nucleus.
AUGAAUGCCUGGCUAGCCGACGCCUCGAAUCUUCAGAACCAUGACAAUGGUGCCUUCCAUCAAACGACCAUUGACCCUGCUACCGCAUUCCUGCAUGCAUCUCCCACUCCCCCAGAUCCCAAUCAGUUCCAGCGCAUGUUCAAUAAUGGAGUCCCGCGAAAUGCCUCCCCUGGAUUUCACAACCCCAACCAGGUGAUCCCCUCUAAGCGGUCGCGGCCGGAGGAUGGUAUGUCCAUGUCGCCGCGACAGGCGCCUGGUGGACUUUCCGCAUCGCGGUCGCAGACGCCUCAUCAGGUGCCCUUUCCAGGCUAUCAAGGGCCUGCGAAUGGCGCCCAACAAUUCCCUUCCCACGCCGCCCCGUAUCAGCACCUCCAGCAAGGAACGCCGACCAAUGUCACGCAAUCUCCAAUCAUGCAAGAUUUCGACCAGCAUGGUGUGCAGCGAAUGGGGACAGCGUCUCCUAGUCCUUUUUCACCUGCAGGCCAUCAUGUUGGCGGUCCUCACAUGUCCCCUUCGCAGUCAGACCACCCUAGUAGAGUCAAUACACCCCAAAAUAACACUUUCAUUCCAGGCCAGCCCUUUCCUCAGGGAAUGGGGCCGCAGUUCUCACCGGCUCCCACAAUGACGACUGGCGCGGUACAGGCGCCGAUGCAGGCACAUUUUAGCAACAUGCCUCAGUAUCAGCAAGCGAUGGCCGCUCAGCAGCAGCGACUGCAUGCAUUGCAGAUGCAGAACCAAGGCCGUCCGAUCAACAUGAAUCCCGCAAUGGCGGGGCGUCCUGUGGCGGCAGGCAUGAACGCCAUGGCAAAUCCUCAGCAAAUGGCGGCAAUCCGGCAGAUGCAGCAGAAUAUGGCAAAGCCUCCAAACCCAGAAGGGUUUAUGAGAUCGCUUCAAAAGUUUAUGAUGUCUCGGAACAUGCACUUGGACCCGAAUCCCAUCGUUUGUGGUCGUCCGAUCAACUUGGUGCAGCUUUAUGCCACCGUCAUGAAACUGGGCGGGUCAAAGAAGAUCACCGCUGCAAAUAUGUGGCCAGUCAUAGCCCAGCAGCUGCAGUUCCCCCCGAUGCAGUUCCCAAUGGCUGUUCAGGAAAUCCGAGAACAUUACCAACGAAACCUCGCUGCAUACGAGCAAGCUUUCCUCAGCACUCAACAGAAGCAGUUUACGGAUCAGAUGCAGCAGAAUGCGCUGCCGCGGCAAGCUAGCGACCCCUCUGCCAUGCAGUUUCAAUCACCAACUGUCAAGCAGAGUCAGGGGUUUGAAACGCCCCAACAAGCAGGACAUGGGUCACCGAGCGGCGCGCCGAUGGCGAAUAAUGUACCGCAUGGUGUUCCAAAUGGGUUUCCCGCUCCAACACAAGCCAAAGCGCCUAGCAAACAGCAGCAGCAGCAGCAGCAGCAUCGAUUAAGCGUCUCUCGUCAGUCUCAGCCCCCCGCGACGCCGCAGGAUUCUACCGGUCAAUUAGCGAGCCAAUCUCCUGCACAGCCCGCAAAACCCCUUGGGAGUGUCCCUGGCAAGACCACGGAAUCGUUCGAACAGCCCCCUAACGAACCGCUGAAACAUCCCAUCGAAGACCCUUUCAAGCCAAUGGUCUUACCGGAGAGCAAUCUCCAUGGCCCGAUUGUCGUGGAUGAAAUGUAUCAGCUCGGAGAAGAAAUCUCCAGACUGAAGCCAGACGUGCCUUCGUUUCUUGAGCUUGGCGUCAUUGACAUCCACGCCCUCACAAUGGGUAUCAAAUCUGGAAUUCAUGCAGAGAUGCGCCUGGCGCUGGAUACCCUUGUAACCAUUUCCUGUGAGCCAGGAAUUCCGAUCUCGUUGGAUAAUUGCGAAGAUCUGGUCGAUAGUCUGGUUGAAUGCGCUGAGGAUCAAGCCGACCUUCUUGCAGAACAUGCCGUUGAGGUCUCAGAUGUGAUGUUGCUACCACCAUAUGAGGAGAUAACUCGUGGAUGUCAAGCCGAGUGGACAUCGCUAGCCGAUGUGCCUGAAUUCGGCAGCCUCGAAUAUGAGCUUGAUCGAGCGGUUGACCGACUCAUCUGUAUCACGACUAUCUUGCGGAAUUUCUCCUUCACCGAAUCAAACUUUGCCAUACUUUCGACUCCCUCCGUUGUCCAGUUCAUGUCCACCAUCAUCCGCUAUCUAGGAACCCGAAAUAUGCUCCUUCGAACGCACCAGAAUACAUUGGAUUUCAUGAAAGAUGCCGUCACAUAUCUCAGCAAUUUGGCGCAUCUGAUCCAAUUGCCAAGCAUAGAGGAGGCGCACUGUCUAUUGCACUUCCUUCUGUCAUUCGCUCCAUUCCCGGCCCCAACCAUAGGACCGGACGGGGUCAUGUUCACACCUUACAAUGCGUCGAUACACAAAUAUACACCAGCCGCAGUGGAUAGCUUAGCCAAGCUUUUGGCUCGGGACGAUCCCAACCGGACAUUUUUCAAGGCUAUCUUCUCAAGCGAUGCGGGCUCCACUGCCCAAUAUGAGUUGCUUACCCGUGCCUUUGGUUUAGCUAUCUGUCCUGUUCCUGAUCAAUUACGGAAACAUCUGGCGAUAGCAGACGCCCGAAAAGUAUUCCUCAUGCAAGGUUUAUUGGCAGCCGACAUUCUAUCUUCAUUUGCUGAUGGUACCUUGGCCCAACAAUGGCUUGAAUCAACGGAUGGAUUUGCCAUUCAUCUCCUGCGACUAUCCUGCCUUCUUAGUACGGAGCGCGUCCCCCCACCUCCAACUAACACUCGCCAGUCUCACGCUGCCAGAGGGCAGGCCGAGGAAGCCGCAGCAUAUGGUUCGAUCAUCAACCGAGGGCUGACGAUUCUCUGUCGGUUGGCGGAGAGGUCAAAACUCGCUGAUAGUAAUUCAACGCGGCAGUUCCCGUCUGGAAUUAUUCCCAAAAAGGAGAGUUUAUUAGGAGCAUUGUUGAUGCCCAACGUGGACCCAGGCGUUGUUCGGCAGCUGAUAUCCUAUGCUCGCUUAGCCGAGUAA